Messenger RNA from Bacillus rossius redtenbacheri, 1721 nucleotides. RefSeq names its product G-protein coupled receptor dmsr-1-like. The record is from RefSeq and is a predicted model, not a curated record. The transcript has a single exon. Lineage: Eukaryota; Metazoa; Arthropoda; Insecta; Phasmatodea; Bacillidae. Gene Ontology annotation, biological process: G protein-coupled receptor signaling pathway. Bases 74 to 1216 code for a protein of 380 amino acids. Gene Ontology annotation, molecular function: G protein-coupled peptide receptor activity. Gene Ontology annotation, cellular component: plasma membrane.
GGCGCCCCAGUCCGCGCGUCUGCCGCCGCCCCUGCUCCGGCGCGAUGAGCUGCCGCUAGCGGCCCUCCCCGCGAUGAAUGACUCCGGGUGGCUCAACGCCUCGGCGGGCGACGACCCGCCCUACUGCGGCCGGCACCUCGCGGCCUUCAGCGAGGCCUACCGGCCCGUGCACGUGUACGCCAGCCUGCUGGUGUGCGUGUUCGGCUCGGUGGCCAACUCGCUCAACAUCGCCGUGCUCACGCGCCGCGAGAUGUCGUCCCCCACCAACGCCAUCCUCACGGGCCUCGCCGUGGCCGACCUGCUCGUCAUGCUGGAGUACGUGCCGUUCGCCGGCCACGCCUUCCUGCCCUACGAGCAGCGGCUGAGCUACGGCUGGUCCGUGUUCGUGCUGUUCCACUCGCACUUCGCGCAGGUGUGCCACACCGUCGCCAUCUGGCUGACGGUGAUCCUGGCCGUGUGGCGCUACGUGGCCGUCGCGCACCCGCAGCGGAGCCGCGAGUGGUGCGGCAUGGGGACGACGGUGCGCGCCAUCGCCAGCGCCUACGUGGUGUGCCCGGUGCUGUGCACGCCGCUGUACCUGGCCUUCGACGUGAGCUGCCGCCCGGCGGCGCUGGGCCCCGACGGCCUGCCCUGCGCCGGCGGCUGUCACGGCGCGCGCAACGUCACGCUGUACCACGUGGGGCUGAGCGAGCUGGGGGACGCGCGCGUCGUCGGCGACGUCAGCCUGCAGACCGUCAACUUCUGGGUGUACAGCGUCGUCAUCAAGAUCAUCCCGUGCGUGGCGCUGACGGUGCUGAGCCUGCGGCUGGUGCUGGCGCUCGUCGAGACCAAGAAGCGGCGCCGCCACCUGGAGGGCAAGACGAAGAAGAAGGCGACGGCGGAGAAGGAGAAGCAGACGGACCGCACGACGCGCAUGCUGCUGGCGGUCCUGCUGCUCUUCCUCAUCACGGAGUUCCCGCAGGGCAUCCUCGGCCUGCUCAGCAUGUUCCUGGGCGAGCCGUUCUUCAACAGCUGCUACGCGCGCCUCGGCGACCUCAUGGACAUACUGGCGCUCGUCAACUCGGCCGUCAACUUCAUCCUGUACUGCUCCAUGAGCCGGCAGUUCCGCGCCACCUUCGCGCAGCUGUUCCGGCCGCGCAUCCUGGACCGCUGGGCGCCCGUGCCGCAGGCCGACGGCCGCGACAACGGCGCCGCGACGCAGGUGACGCAGGUCUAGCGGCGCGCUCUGAGGCGCCUCCGCCGCCCCCCGGCCCGCCGGACGCCCUCGGACGUGUCUCCGGCGGCUCGGCGCUCGCGACGACCAUCAGCGACCGCCCCGCAGGUCCCGUGACCACGUGAUCCGUCAACAUCUGGUUGUUCCCGUCAUGACGUGAGCUCCCCGCUCGCGUGCGUGUCUCGUGACACGGCGUGAUCGUCAUAUUUUACCUGUUAUUCCAGAAAGUUAAAUUUAGGUGUUAAAUUCGAAUCUAAACUUUUUUUUUUUUUUUCAACAGCAUCGCUAAAUUUUAUUCUAAUCGUUAUUCAAGCGAAACAUUUUUGCGGGUAUACGAGUUAUAUCAUAUUUAUUAGUGUAAUUCGAAGGUCAUUCGUAAUUGAUAGGUUUCAGAAUUCACGCCGGUUUUUUUGGUCCUAUGCCCACUUCUGGAGGCCAAAAUGGUUUACUAAUCAUGUAACAUUUUGAACAAUCAAAGAAACGUUUGGAUGAACGAAGGUAUACUGUA